Molecule: messenger RNA, 13512 nt
Organism: Passer domesticus (house sparrow)
Lineage: Eukaryota; Metazoa; Chordata; Aves; Passeriformes; Passeridae
Gene: HUWE1
Product: HECT, UBA and WWE domain containing E3 ubiquitin protein ligase 1
Biological process (GO): membrane fusion; Golgi organization; base-excision repair
Cellular component (GO): nucleus; Golgi membrane; cytoplasm
Molecular function (GO): protein binding; ubiquitin protein ligase activity; zinc ion binding
Source: RefSeq, a predicted model, not a curated record
CUCGCGGGAUUUGCGGCGGCUCUCGCGGGAUCUCGGGCCGCGGCCAGGGCUCAGUGUAAGAUGGCGGCGGCGGCAGCGGCGGGACGGGCCCGGGCCGGGCUCUGAUUCCCCCCCCCCCGCUCUCCCCGCCCGCUCAAGCAGCUCCCGGCUCCCUCCCCCUCUCAGCGACCGGGCCGGGCCGAGGAUGGACUGGGAGUGAUUCCCGGCGGAGCACGAGGACCAGAACCCCCAAAAUGAAAGUGGAUCGGACGAAACUGAAGAAAACCCCCACGGAGGCGCCCGCCGACUGCCGGGCCCUCAUCGAGAAGCUGAAGGGCUGCAGCGAUGAGCAGCUGGUGACAGAACUGCAGCAGAUCAAGACAUGGAACAUUGGGAAGUGCGAGCUGUACCACUGGGUGGACCUGCUGGACCGCUUCGACGCGCUGCUGGCCGAGGCGGGCCGGCCGGUGGAGGCCAUGAGCUGGAUGCUGGCCUGCGACCGGCCCGAGCGCCAGCCCCUCAAGGCCCUGCUGCUGGCCCUGCUCAACUUCACGGCCCUGCUCAUCGAGUACAGCUUCUCCCGCCACCUCUACAGCUCCAUCGAGCACCUGACCACGCUGCUGGCCUCCUCGGACAUGCACGUGGUGCUGGCCGUGCUCAACCUGCUCUACGUGUUCAGCAAACGCUCCAACUACAUCACCCGCCUGGGCUCCGAGCGCCGCGGGCCCCUGCUGGCCCGCCUGCAGCACCUGGCCGAGAGCUGGGGUGGAAAGGAGAAUGGAUUUGGGCUGGCUGAGUGCUGUCGGGACCUGCACAUGAUGAAAUACCCCCCUAGUGCCACCACCCUGCACUUUGAGUUCUACGCUGAGCCGGGCGUCGAGGUGAAGGUGGACAAGAGGGCCACCAGCACCACCCUGCACUACAUCCACAUCGAGCAGCUGGACAAGGUAAGUAGAGCCCCCUCAGAAAUCAUGGAGUCCCUGACCAAGAUGUACAGCAUCCCCAAGGACAAGCAGAUGCUGCUGUUCACCCACAUCCGCCUGGCCCACGGCUUCUCCAACCACAAGAAGCGGCUGCAGGCGGUGCAGGCGCGGCUCCACGCCAUCUCCAUCCUGGUGUACUCCAACGCGCUGCAGGAGUCGGCCAACAGCAUCCUGUACAACGGGCUGAUCGAGGAGCUGGUGGACGUGCUGCAGAUCACUGACAAGCAGCUGAUGGACAUCAAGGCAGCCUCCCUGCGGACGCUGACGUCCAUCGUGCACCUGGAGCGCACGCCGAAGCUCAGCAGCAUCAUCGACUGCACCGGCACCGCCUCCUACCACGGCUUCCUGCCCGUGCUGGUGCGCAACUGCAUCCAGGCCAUGAUCGACCCUUCCAUGGAGCCCUACCCCCACCAGUUUGCCACGGCGCUCUUCUCCUUCCUGUACCACCUGGCCAGCUACGACGCGGGCGGCGAGGCGCUGGUGUCGUGCGGCAUGAUGGAGGCGCUGCUCAAGGUGAUCAAGUUCCUGGGGGACGAGCAGGACCAGAUCACGUUCGUCACGCGGGCAGUGCGGGUGGUGGAUCUCAUCACCAACCUGGACAUGGCCGCCUUCCAGUCACACAGCGGGCUGUCCAUCUUCAUCUACCGCCUCGAGCACGAGGUGGACCUGUGCCGCCGCGAGUGUCCCUUUGUCAUCAAGCCCAAAGUGCAGCGCCCGCCUGCUGCCACCCUGCCCGAGGGCGAGGACAUGGAGACGGACAUGGAGGUGACCGAUGUGGCCAUGGAGAGCAGCCCCGGCCCCUCGGCCGAAGCCCGGCCGGACCCGGUGCCACCAGCCCCGCCUGCUGUGCCCAGCACCAGCGCUGCCACCCCCUCCCCACGCGGCGGAGUGCAGUGCAUCCCCCAGCGCGCCGCUUUGCUCAAAUCCAUGCUGAACUUCCUCAAAAAAGCCAUCCAAGACCCCGCCUUCUCCGACGGCAUCCGGCACGUGAUGGACGGCUCGCUGCCCACCUCGCUGAAGCACAUCAUCAGCAACGCCGAGUACUACGGCCCCUCGCUGUUCCUGCUGGCGACCGAGGUGGUGACGGUCUUCGUGUUCCAGGAGCCCUCGCUGCUGUCCUCGCUGCAGGACAACGGCCUCACCGACGUCAUGCUGCACGCUCUGCUCAUCAAGGAUGUGCCGGCGACGCGGGAGGUGCUGGGCUCGCUGCCCAACGUGUUCAGCGCGCUGUGCCUGAACGCGCGGGGGCUGCAGAGCUUCGUGCAGUGCCAGCCCUUCGAGCGCCUCUUCAAGGUGCUGCUGUCCCCCGACUACCUGCCCGCCAUGCGCCGCCGCCGCAGCUCCGACCCCCUGGGUGACACAGCCUCCAACCUGGGCAGCGCCGUGGACGAGCUGAUGCGGCACCAGCCCACGCUCAAGACCGACGCCACCACCGCCAUCAUCAAGCUGCUGGAGGAGAUCUGCAGCCUGGGCCGGGACCCCAAGUACAUCUGCCAGAAGCCGUCGAUGCAGAAGGCGGACGGGACGGCGGCCGCGCCGCCCCCGCGCUCGCCCCACGCCGCCGAGGAGGCCUCGAGCGAGGAUGAGGAGGAGGAGGAAGUGCAGGCCAUGCAGAGCUUCGGGGCUGCCCAGCAGAGCGAGGCAGAGCCCAGCCAGACCGUGGUAGGCACGGAGGAACGCAUCCCCAUCCCGCUCAUGGACUACAUCCUCAACGUGAUGAAGUUCGUGGAGUCCAUCCUGAGCAACAACACCACUGACGAUCACUGCCAGGAGUUCGUGGCCCAGCGGGGGCUGCGGCCGCUCGUCACCAUCCUGGGGCUGCCCAACCUGCCCGUGGACUUCCCCACCUCUGCAGCCUGCCAGGCCGUGGCUGGGGUCUGCAAAUCCAUCCUGACUCUCUCCCACGAGCCCAAGGUGCUGCAGGAGGGGCUGGUGCAGCUGGAGGCCGUGCUGUCGGCGCUGGAGCCGCUGCACCGGCCCAUCGAGGCCCCGGGGGGCUCGGUGCUGCUGCGGGAGCUGGCCGGGGCCGGGGCCGUGCCCGACGCCACGCUCUCGGCCCAGGCCACCCCCCUGCUGCACGCGCUGACCGCCGCCCACGCCUUCAUCAUGAUGUUCGUGCACACCUGCAGGGUGGGACAGAGCGAGAUCAGGGCCAUCUCAGUGAACCAGUGGGGAUCCCAGCUGGGACUGAGCGUGCUGGGCAAGCUGAGCCAGCUCUACUGCUCCCUGGUGUGGGAGAGCACCGUGCUGCUGUCCCUCUGCACCCCCAACAGUCUCCCCCCAGGCUGUGAGUUUGGCCAGGCUGACAUGCAGAAACUCGUGCCCAAGGAGGAGAAAACGGCCCCCAGCCCCCCCCAGGGCGGCCGCAGGGCAGAGGGCGAGGCAGAGGGCCCGGGCCCCUCGGGGGGGGCGGGCAGUGACCCCCCCCCAGCCCAGGGGCUGCUGGAGGGGAUGGGGCUGGAGGGGGAGCCCCUGGCCCCCAUGGAGACGGACGAGCCCAGCACCAGCGACCCCAAAGCCAAGGCCAAGAUCACCCCAGCCAUGGCCGCCCGCAUCAAACAGAUCAAACCCCUGCUCUCCGCCUCAUCGCGGCUGGGCCGGGCUCUGGCCGAGCUCUUCGGGCUGCUGGUCAAGCUGUGCGUGGGCUCCCCGGUGCGGCAGCGCCGCAGCCACCACGCGGCCGCCGCCGCCCCCGCGCCCACCGCGGCCGCCCGCGCCACGGCCUCGGCGCUGACCCGGCUGCUGACCAAGGGGCUGAGCUGGCAACCGCCCCCCUACACCCCCACACCACGGUUCCGGCUGACGUUCUUCAUCUGCUCGGUGGGGUUCACGUCGCCCAUGCUGUUCGACGAGCGCAAGUUCCCCUAUCACCUCAUGCUGCAGAAGUUCCUCUGCUCCGGCGGCCACAACGCCCUCUUCGAGACCUUUAACUGGGCACUGUCCAUGGGGGGCAAGGUGCCAGUUGGGGAGGGUCUGGAGCACCCUGACCUGCCGGAUGGCACCGGCGAGUUCCUGGACGCGUGGCUGAUGCUGGUGGAGAAGAUGGUGAACCCCAGCACGGUGCUGGAGUCCCCCCACGCACUGCCUGCCAAGGCCCCCCCGCAUGGGCACCCCCCCUUCAGCGCCCUGCGCUUCCUCGUGGUCACCCAGAAGGCUGCGUUCGCCUGCAUCAAGCAGCUGUGGCAGCGGCGGCCGCUGAAGGUGUACGGCGGGCGCAUGGCCGAGUCCAUGCUGGCCAUCCUGUGCCACAUCCUGCGGGCCGAGCCGCUGCUGCGCGAGCGCCUGGGCCGCGAGAGAGAGGGGCCCGCGCCCGACGAGCCCGGGGGCGACGAGGGGGGGGCCCGCAGGGAGCCCCACGUCAACCAGCAGCAGCUGCAGCAGCUGAUGGACAUGGGUUUCUCCCGGGAACACGCCAUGGAGGCGCUGCUCAACACCAACACCAUGGAGCAGGCCACGGAGUACCUGCUCACCCACCCACCCCCGCUCAUGGGGGGCUCAGCACGGGACCUGAGCAUGUCAGAGGAGGAUCAGAUGAUGAGAGCCAUCGCCAUGUCCCUGGGCCAGGACAUCCCCAUGGAGCAACGCGCCGAGUCCCCAGAGGAGGCCGCGUGCCGCAAGGAGGAGGAGGAGCGGCGGGCGCGGGAGCGGCAGGAGGAGGAGGAGGCCAAGUGCCUGGAGAAGUUCGAGGGGGCCGAGCCGCUGGAGGCGGCCGAGCUCGGGGCCUUCACGGACUCCAUGCUGCCGGGCUGCUCGCAGCUGCUGGACGAGCUGCCCGACACCGUGUACCGCGUCUGCGACCUGCUGAUGACGGCCGUGCGCCGCAACGGCCCGGCCUACCGGGACAGCGUGCUCAAACAGGUGGUGCAGCAGGUGUGGGAGGCGGCCGAUGUCCUGAUCAAGGCGGCCGUGCCGCUGACCACCAGCGACACCAAGACGGUGUCAGAGUGGAUCAGCCAAAUGGCCACCCUGCCCCAGGCCUCCAACCUGGCCACGCGCAUCCUGCUGCUCACCCUGCUCUUCGAGGAGCUGAAGCUGCCCUGUGCCCGUGUGGUGGAGUCCAGCUGCGUGCUGGACGUGCUGAUCAAGCUGCUGGAGGUGGUGCAGCCCUGCCUGCAGGCUGCCAAGGAGCACAAGGAGGUGCAGACCCCCAAGUGGAUCACCCCUGUGCUGCUGCUGAUUGAUUUCUAUGAGAAGACGGCCGUGUCCUCCAAGCGCCGCGCGCAGAUGAACAAGUACCUGCAGGCCACUGGGAACAACUGGCGCUGGUUUGACGACCGCUCGGGCCGCUGGUGCAGCUACAGCGCCAGCAACAACAGCACCAUCGACGCGGCCUGGAGGGCCGGGGAGCCCAGCGUGCGCUUCACGGCCGGCCGGCGGCGCUACACCGUGCAGUUCACCACCAUGGUGCAGGUGAAUGAGGAGACCGGGAACCGGCGCCCGGUGAUGCUGACGCUGCUGAGACCCCCCCGGGCCGGGAAGGGCCGCGAGGAGGGGGGGGCCGAGGACCCCGACGGGAAGAGCAAGGAUGAGACCCCCGCUGCAGACCCCCCUUCUACAGACGAAGACCCCCCCUCUACCACCACCACCACCAGCACCACCACCACUCCCACCGCCCCCUGCCCAUCCCCUCCCUGCCCCACGCCGACCCCCGAGGAGCCGCGGGAGGACGCCGACGCCGAGGCUCCGGUGCGGGGCCUGGCGGAGGAGGCGGUGCCGGCCGUGCUGCGGGCGUGCGUCAGCAUGCUGGGGGUGCCGGUGGACCCCGACACGCUGCACGCCACGCUGCGCCUGUGCCUGCGCCUGACGCGGCAGCACAAGCACGCGCUGCUGUUCGCCGAGCUGCGCUCCACCCGCACCAUCCUGGCGCUCACGCAGAGCUCCGGCUUCACCGGCUUCACCCCGCUGGUCACGCUGCUCUUCCGGCACAUCAUCGAGGACCCCUGCACGCUGCGGCACACCAUGGAGAAGGUGGUGCGGUCAGCAGCCACGAGCGGGGCGGGCAGCACCACCUCGGGGGUGGUGUCAGGCAGCCUGGGCUCACGGGAGGUGAACUACAUCCUGCGUGUGCUGGGCCCCGCCGCCUGCCGCAGCCCCCACGUCUUCACCGAGGUGGCCACGGGCUGCAUCCGCAUCGCCCUGCCCGCGCCGCGCGGCUCCGGCACCGCCUCUGACGACGAGUUCGAGAACCUGCGGAUCAAGGGGCCCAACGCGGUGCAGCUGGUGAAGACCACGCCGGCCAAGGCGGCCGCGCUGCCGCCCAUCCCCGAGCCCAUCCGCGACGUCAUCUACGACAUGCUCAACGCCCUGGCCGCCUACCACGCCCCUGAUGAGGGUGACAAGGGGGACCCCAAGAGCGCGGCGCCCAGCGAGGUGAGCCAGCUGCUGUCGGACAUUGGGGACGACAUGUACCAGCAGUACCGCAGCCUCACCCGCCCCGCCCCCGCCGACUUCGACCCCCCUGCCGGCUUCGCCAUCAAUGCCCAGGUUUUUGCUGCUGACGGAGCUGCUGCAGAGGACGCCACCUCGGGAACCCCCCAGGGAGAAGCAUCCAGCCCCGAGGAGGGCCGCGAGGGCCGCAAGGAGAAGGAGGGGGAGCGUGGGGAGGAGCGGGGCCGGGCGCGGGGCUCCAAGCCCCUGAUGCCCACCUCGACCAUCCUGCGGCUGCUGGCCGAGCUGGUGCGCUCCUACGUGGGCAUCGCCGCCCUGAUCGCCAACUACAGCUACAGCGUGGGCCAGUCCGAGCUCAUCAAGGAGGACUGCAGCGUGCUGGCCUUUGUCCUGGACCACCUGCUGCCCCACCAGCAGAACGCCGAGGACAAGGACACGCCGGCGCUGGCGCGGCUCUUCCUGGCCAGCCUGGCCGCGGCCGGCAGCGGCACCGAUGCCCAGGUGGCCCUGGUCAACGAGGUCAAGGCCGCCCUCGGCCGCGCCCUGGCCAUGGCCGAGAGCACCGAGAAACACGCCAGGCUCCAGGCCGUCAUGUGCAUCAUCAGCACCAUCAUGGAGUCGUGUCCGUCCACCUCGAGCUUCUACAGCAGCGGCCAAGCCGCCCACAACGGCAUGAACAACAUCAUCCGCCUGUUCCUCAAGAAGGCUGUCAACGACCUGGCCCGUGUGCCCCACAGCCUCGACCUGUCCAGCGCUGUUCCCCCAGCCCCCAACAUGGCCAACACGGUGAACGCGGCGCUGAAGCCGCUGGAGACGCUGUCGCGCAUCGUGAACCAGCCCAGCGGGCUCUUCGGGGCCAAGGGCUCCUCAGCAAGAGCAAGGCCGAGGGGCAACGGGGGCACCCGCGAGGCGGGGUCCGCACCCCCCGAUGGAGGUACCCCCCAGGACCCCCGGGGGACCCCGGGGACCCCGAGCCCCCCGAGGGAGGACGCGGAGGCGGCGCAGGCCGAGGCGGCCGACGGGGACAUGGACGGCGAGGCCGAGGGGGACACGGUGGUGCUGGCCGGGCAGCCCGAGGGGCUCAGCACCCAGGAGAUGCAGGUGGAGAAUGAGCUGGAGGAUCUCAUUGACGAGCUGCUGGAGAGGGACGGCGCUGACGGCAACAGCACCAUCAUCGUGAGCCGCUCGGCCGAGGACGAGUCGCAGGAGGAUGUUCUGAUGGACGAGGCUCCGUCCAACCUCAGCCAGGCCUCCACACUGCAGGCCAACCGUGAAGAUUCCAUGAACAUCCUGGACCCCGAGGAUGAGGAGGAGCACACGCAGGAGGAGGACAGCAGCGGCAGCAACGAGGACGAGGAUGACAGCCAGGAUGAGGAGGAGGAGGAGGAAGAGGAGGAUGAGGAUGAUCAGGACGAUGAGGAGGGUGAGGAAGGUGAGGAGGAGGAGGAUGAUGAUGAUGGCUCAGAGAUGGAGCUGGACGAGGAUUACCCCGACAUGAACGCCUCGCCCCUCGUGCGCUUCGAGCGCUUCGACCGCGACGACGACCUCAUCAUUGAGUUUGACAACAUGUUCUCCAGCCCCACUGACAUCCCGCCGUCCCCCGGGAACAUCCCUGCCAGCCACCCUCUGCUGGUGCGGCACGCGGAGCACGGGGGGCUGGGGCUGGGGGCCGGCCCGGGGGGCGCCCGCCUGGCCCAGGGGCUGGGCCGGAGCCAGCGCACGCUGCGGCAGCUCACGGCCAACGCCGGCCACACCAUCCACGUGCACUACCCAGGGGCACGGCAGCCAAACCCGCCCCUGAUCCUGCAGCGGCUCCUGGGCCCCUCGGCGGCCGCGGACAUCCUGCAGCUGAGCAGCAGCCUCCCGCUGCAGAGCCGGGGCCGGGCGCGGCUGCUGGUGGGCAACGAGGACGUGCACAUCAUCGCCCGCUCCGACGACGAGCUGCUGGACGACUUCUUCCACGAGCAGGGCAGCGCGGGCAGCCAGGCAGGGACCCUGUCCAGCAUCCCCACGGCCCUGACGCGCUGGACCGAGGAGUGCAAGGUCCUGGACGCCGAGAGCAUGCACGACUGCGUGUCUGUGGUCAAGGUGCCCAUCCUGGCCCGGCUGGAGGCGCUGCGGGACGAGGAGCUGGACGAGCGGCGCGAGAAGCGCCGGCGCCAGGCGGCCGAGGACGAGGCCAAAGGCGCCGAGCGCGGCCCCGAGGACAAGGACGGGGCAGAGGCCCAGGACGCGGCGUCCAAAGCCGGCCCCGCUUCGGCCGACGUCACCCCCCCAGAACACAGCGGGACCCCGGGAGAGACCCCCCCUCCCGGUCCCCACCGGACACUGGUGAUGCUGGAACCGACGCCGACCCCCCCAGACCCCCCCCCAGGAGCCCCCCAAAUCCCCGCUCGCCCCCCCCAGCCCCCCGAGCACGAAGAGGGGGGGCCCGGACGACCCCCCCAAGACGCCGAGGCCACUCAGAUGGAGCUGUCACCCGCCCCCACCAUCACGUCGCUGUCCCCAGAGCGGGCGGAGGACUCGGACGCGCUGACGGCCGUGAGCAGCCAGCUGGAGGGGUCCCCCAUGGACACCUCGAGUUUGGCUUCCUGCACCUUGGAAGAGUCAGGAGGGGCUCCCCCUGCCCCCACAGCCCCCAAAACCCCCCCUGGAACCCCCCAAGGACCCCCUCCCGCCCCCCCUGACACCGCUCAGCCUCCGGACGAUAGCUCCCCCCCGGCCUCAUCCUCGGAGAGUUCAUCCACCCGGGACUCGGCCGGGGCCAUUUCUGGGGCCGACUCGCGGGGGAUCCUGGAGGAGCCGCUGCCGUCCACCAGCAGCGAGGAGGAGGAUCCGCUGGCCGGGAUCAGCCUCCCCGAGGGCGUGGACCCGUCCUUCCUGGCGGCGCUGCCGGACGACAUCCGGCGGGAGGUGCUGCAGAACCAGCUGGGGAUCCGCCCACCUGCACGGGCCCCGCCCACCGCCAGCCCCGCCCCGCCCGUGGUGGCCAACCCCGGCCUCACCGAGGUCAGCCCCGAGUUCCUGGCAGCGCUGCCCCCGGCCAUCCAGGAGGAGGUGCUGGCGCAGCAGCGGGCGGAGCAGCAGCGGCGGGAGCUGGCUCAGGCCACGGGCUCGGACGCGCCCAUGGACCCGGUGACGUUCAUCCAGACGCUGCCGUCCGAGCUGCGGCGCUCGGUGCUGGAGGACAUGGAGGACUCGGUGCUGGCCGUGAUGCCGCCGGACAUCGCGGCCGAGGCGCAGGCGCUGCGGCGCGAGCAGGAGGCGCGGCAGCGGCAGCUCAUGCACGAGCGCCUCUUCGGCCACUCCAGCACCUCGGCGCUCUCGGCCAUCCUGCGCAGCCCCGCGUUCACCAGCCGGCUCAGCGGGAACCGGGGCGUUCAGUACACGCGGCUGGCGGUGCAGAGGGGGGGCACCUUCCACAUGGGGGGCACCGGCACCCACAGCAGGCCGGCGGGCAGCAGCGUGGACAGCCUGCUGCGCCUGCGCGGGCGGCUGCUGCUGGACCACGAGGCUCUGUCCUGCCUGCUGGUGCUGCUCUUCGUGGACGAGCCCAAGCUGAACACCAGCCGCCUGCACCGCGUCCUGCGCAACCUCUGCUACCACGCUCCCACGCGGGGCUGGGUGGUCCGCAGCCUGCUGUCCAUCCUGCAGCGCAGCAGCGAGAGCGAGCUGUGCCUCGAGACCCCCCGCGGGACCCCCGGGCCGGGCUCCGAGGAGCGGCCGCGGGGCCGAGGCGGCGGGAGCCGCGCCGGGCCCGGCUCUGCCGCGGAGCCGCGCGGGCUGGACCUGCUGCACCGCAUGGAAUCGCGCAGCUCCGGGCAGCUCUCCUGGCUCUCCGUGUCCAUGGACGCCGCCUUGGGCUGCAGGACCAACAUCUUCCAGAUCCAGCGCGUGCCCGGCCGCAAGCACACGGAGAAACACGCGGCGGCCGCCGGCUCCGCCGUCCACAUCCACCCCCAGGCCGCGCCCGUGGUGUGCCGGCACGUGCUGGACACCCUCAUCCAGCUGGCCAAGGUCUUCCCCAGCCACUUCACCCAACAACGAGGCCGAGACCCCGCCACCGACCCGGAGCGCGACCGCGGCCCCCCCAAAUCCGGGGGCAGCCCUUGCCCUCCCCCACCCCCCCAAACCCCACCAGCACCCCCACCCCCUCCCCCCCCCACCGGCGCCCCCUCCCAAGCUGCGCCCCCCCAGUCCCAAUCCGGCUCCUUGUCCACCGACUUUUGGGACCUGCUGGUCAAGCUGGACAACAUGAACGUGAGCCGGAAGGGGAAGGGGUCGGCGCGGGCGGGGGGCGGCGGGGGGGGCCCCGAGCCCGAGGCGGCCGGGGGGGGCCUGGAGGCGUCGCCGCUGGGGCAGCUGAUGAACAUGCUGUCGCACGGCGUCAUCCGCCGCAGCCCCCUCCUCACCGAGAAGCUGCUGCGCCUCCUGUCCCUCAUCUCCAUCGCCCUCCCCGAGGGGGGCAAGGCCGGCGAGGGGGGGGCAGCGCCCCAGAACGGAGCCCCCGCCCCCCCCCGCGCCCGCCCCGCCCGCUGCAGGGGCACAGGGAGCAGCCUGGGCAGGGUGAGGGUGGCAUCUCAGUGGCAUCUCCCACCCACUGCCACCACCCCCACCGCUGUGUCCCUGCUGUCCCCAGCCCCUGCCAAGAGCUCCAAGUCUCCUGCCAAAGUCCCCGAGGGUGGCCCUGACCCCCGGCUGGCGGCCACAGGCCUGACCGAGAGCCAGCUCCAGCUCUCCGUGGAGGUGCUGACAUCACACUCGUGCUCGGAGGAGGGGCUGGAGGACGCGGCCAAUGUCCUGCUGCAGCUGUCACGGGGGGACGCGGGGACAAGGGACACGGUGCUGCGGCUGCUGCUCAGCGGGGCCCGGCAGCUGGGGGGGGCCCUGUGCCGCCAGAUCGGGACGCUGCUGGCCGAGCUCCGUGAGUACAACCUGGAGCAGCAGCGGCGGGCACAGCUCGAGGCCCCGUCCCCUGAGGGGCUCCCCGAGGAGCAGCCCCCCAGCGCCAAGCUCAAGGGCAAAAUGCAGAGCCGCUUCGACACGGCCGAGAGCGUGGUCAUCGUGGCGUCUCAGAAGCGCGCUCUGGGCGGCCGGGAGCUGCAGCUGCCCUCCAUGUCCGUGCUGACCUCCAAGACGUCCACGCAGCGCUUCUUCCUGCGCGUGCUGCAGGUCAUCAUCCAGCUGCGCGACGACACGCGCCGGGCGCACCGCAAGGCCAAGCAGCCCGGCCGGCUGGGCGCCGCGGGGCUGGGGGCGGCCGGCAGCAUCCAGGCCGCCGUCCGGCAGCUGGAGGCCGAGGCCGACGCCAUCAUACAAAUGGUACGUGAGGGCCAGAGGGCCCGGAGGCGGCAGCAGGGAGACACGUCGGAGGCCGGGCCCGCGGACGCCGUCCCCCGGCGCGAGGAGUCGCCCAUGGACGUGGACCAGCCCUCGCCCGCGCCGCAGGACGUGGGCCCCGAGGCCGCACAGGGUGGGGACAGGGACAGGGACAGGGAGGAGCGGCCCCCGGAGCUGCCCCUGCUGAGCGAGCAGCUGAGCCUGGACGAGCUGUGGGACAUGCUGGGAGAGUGCCUCAAGGAGCUCGAGGAGUCCCACGACCAGCACGCCGUGCUCGUGCUGCAGCCGGCCGUCGAGGCGUUUUUCCUGGUGCACGCCACGGAGCGCGAGAGCCGCCCGCCGGUGCGGGACACGCGGGAGAGCCAGCUGGCACACAUCAAGGACGAGCCACCCCCGCUGUCCCCCGCGCCCCUCACCCCCGCCACCCCCUCUGCCCUGGACCCCUUCUUCUCACGGGAGCCCUCGGCCAUGCACAUCUCGGCCAGCCUGCCCCCGGACACGCAGAAAUUCCUGCGCUUCGCCGAGACCCACCGGACGGUGCUGAACCAGAUCCUGCGGCAGUCCACCACGCACCUGGCCGACGGCCCCUUCGCCGUGCUGGUCGACUACAUCCGCGUGCUGGACUUCGACGUCAAGCGCAAGUACUUCAGGCAGGAGCUGGAGCGCCUGGACGAGGGGCUGCGCAAGGAGGACAUGGCCGUGCACGUGCGGCGCGAUCACGUCUUCGAGGACUCGUACCGGGAGCUGCACCGCAAAUCCCCCGAGGAGAUGAAGAACCGCCUGUACAUCGUGUUCGAGGGCGAGGAGGGCCAGGACGCCGGGGGGCUGCUGCGGGAGUGGUACAUGAUCAUCUCCCGCGAGAUGUUCAACCCCAUGUACGCCCUGUUCCGCACGUCGCCCGGCGACCGCGUCACCUACACCAUCAACCCCUCGUCCCACUGCAACCCCAACCACCUGAGCUACUUCAAGUUCGUGGGCAGGAUCGUGGCCAAGGCCGUCUACGACAACCGGCUGCUGGAGUGCUACUUCACCCGCUCCUUCUACAAACACAUCCUGGGCAAGUCCGUGCGGUACACGGACAUGGAGAGCGAGGACUAUCACUUCUACCAGGGCCUCGUGUACCUGCUGGAGAACGACGUCUCCACGCUGGGCUACGACCUCACCUUCAGCACUGAGGUGCAGGAAUUCGGGGUGUGCGAGGUGCGGGACCUGAAGCCCAACGGGGCCAACGUGCUGGUGACGGAGGAGAACAAGAAGGAGUACGUGCACCUCGUGUGCCAGAUGCGCAUGACCGGCGCCAUCCGGAAGCAGCUGGCGGCGUUCCUGGAAGGCUUCUACGAGAUCAUCCCCAAGCGCCUCAUCUCCAUCUUCACGGAGCAGGAGCUGGAGCUGCUCAUCUCGGGGCUGCCCACCAUCGACAUCGACGACCUCAAGGCCAACACCGAGUACCACAAGUACCAGGGCAACUCCAUCCAGAUCCAGUGGUUCUGGCGUGCCCUGCGCUCCUUCGACCAGGCCGACCGCGCCAAGUUCCUGCAGUUCGUGACGGGCACGUCCAAGGUGCCCCUGCAGGGAUUCGCCGCCCUCGAGGGCAUGAACGGCAUCCAGAAAUUCCAGAUCCACCGCGACGACCGCUCCACCGACCGGCUGCCCUCGGCCCACACCUGCUUCAACCAGCUGGACCUGCCGGCCUACGAGAGCUACGAGAAGCUGCGGCACAUGCUGCUGCUGGCCAUCCAGGAGUGCUCCGAGGGCUUCGGGCUGGCCUAGGGCCGCGCCGGCCCCCGCAGGCCUCUAUAAAUAUAUAUAUAUUUUUUGGUUC